This is a messenger RNA of Aaosphaeria arxii CBS 175.79, 399 nucleotides long. RefSeq lists its product as uncharacterized. The record is from RefSeq and is a predicted model, not a curated record. The coding region runs from base 63 to 317 and encodes 84 amino acids. Lineage: Eukaryota; Fungi; Ascomycota; Dothideomycetes; Pleosporales. The transcript has a single exon.
GUUGGUUUUGAAUAUUUCGAUUCUUUGUCCGUCGUGCAGCUGGCCUUUCAUUAUUUACCGCCAUGCUGCACCCGUCACUAACUACGUACGGGAUGUUGUUUGGUUAUGCCGCUAUACUACUAUUUCGUAUCCAUCCCUCUCAUUCUUCUCCCGCAUGUUGCAAAAUUUCCUCCAUUGGAUAUCCAGACCGUGAUGAAAACAUUCCUCCAAAAAAAGGCAAAAGGAAAAUAGAAAAAAAAAAAGGGAACACAAUGAAAAUGAUUAGGGACGGGAGCUCCAUGUUGUACACUGCGUGUGAAUCAGGGGGUGGACGUUAGGAAAUGUUCUCGCACAAGGCGCUUGCUGUGGCGCCAAUGCAAAGGAACCGAUGAACGCAUUCGCGUGAACCAUUCAAGGUGG